GUUAUGUACUGCACAGCCACGUGUUUAUCUGCAUUUCGGACUCCUUUGAUCAAGUACUAGCAAACGAUCUGCACCACAUUCAGGCGCUCAGCUGCAGUUACGCCCAAUUCGCGAUUUCUUACACAAUGGGAGAACCGGAACACGUCAGGUCGACUUAUAAUGACAUACACAACAUUAUCAGAGGAGCCUCGGACAAGAUUGCGUCUGAAUUCAAGCCAGACAUGUUUAUCGCGAUCGGGGGAGGUGGCUUUUUCCCAGCUCGUGUACUGCGCACAUUCCUGAAAGACCCGUCAACGAAAAGGAAUAUCCCCAUUCAAGCCAUCGGUCUCUCACUCUAUGAAUCUCUUCCUGAUACAACUGCAGAGCAGCUCGGCGGCGAAGUUAUUCGCACCCAGUGGCUAGGACCAGACCCGGGUAAAACGUUGCUCGGGAGACGAGUGUUGAUCGUUGACGAAGUCGAUGAUUCGCGCAAAACUCUCCAAUACGCAUUGAAUGAGCUCCAGAAAGAUGUUGAAACAGAACUUCAGCUGCUUCCAGAGUCUGAGCGUGACUCGAAACGCACCAAGUUUGCGGUCUUUGUGGUGCACAACAAGCUCAAGCUAAAACUUGGAAAGCUGCCACCAAAUAUCCCAUACUUCGUAGGUGCUGAUGUGGAGGAUGUGUGGCUUGAUUAUCCGUGGGAAGCUAUUGAUAUCGAGGAGCAUGACCGUUUGGCAAAGGAGGACAAGGAGAAGGAGAAGACUACAUGACAGUCGAUGAGCACUAAGAUUAGAGACAAGAUGUAUUUGCCCAUCCUGUUCCUAUAAAGUAUUUACUUCUGGGCCACGUCCGUGUCGUGAUCAAUUUCACUUGUGCAAAAGACUCUCGAUCCGUGUCAUCAUGACAUCUGUCCAUGAUUUUUGACAUGCAGAUGGACU
Suillus subalutaceus is the source of this 917-nucleotide messenger RNA. RefSeq names its product phosphoribosyltransferase-like protein. The record is from RefSeq and is a predicted model, not a curated record. Gene Ontology annotation, biological process: IMP salvage; XMP salvage; hypoxanthine metabolic process. Bases 126 to 749 code for a protein of 207 amino acids. Lineage: Eukaryota; Fungi; Basidiomycota; Agaricomycetes; Boletales; Suillaceae. Gene Ontology annotation, cellular component: cytoplasm. The transcript has 10 exons. Gene Ontology annotation, molecular function: hypoxanthine phosphoribosyltransferase activity.